CGGAAGAACUGCCCGCAGCCGGCGCUUAAAGGGUCGGGAAUGGGGGUUCCGACACCGCCUAGUUUGCUCUGCGUUCACUGAGUCUCGGCCACCGCCGCGCUGUCGUCGCGGCCUCCACCCCCUCCCUUCUCCGCCCGCCCGCACCGCCCCCCAGAGCCGGCUGGCCGGGACCGAGCAAGGACAGAGUUCUCGCCAUGCCGACCCGGCUGCUGCCACUGCUGCUGGCGCUUCUGCUGCCCGGCCCCAGGAGUUUUGGAAGUCCCAGCACAGUGACGCUUCCCGAGACCUUGUUGUUUGUGUCGACCCUGGACGGGAGUUUGCAUGCUGUCAGCAAGAGGACAGGCUCGAUCAAAUGGACUUUAAAAGAAGAUCCAGUUCUGCAGGUCCCAACACACGUGGAAGAGCCUGCCUUCCUCCCAGACCCCAAUGACGGCAGCCUCUACACACUUGGGGGCAAGAAUAACGAAGGCCUGACGAAACUUCCCUUUACCAUUCCGGAGUUGGUUCAGGCAUCCCCAUGCCGGAGUUCAGAUGGGAUCCUCUACAUGGGUAAAAAGCAGGACAUUUGGUAUGUCAUCGACCUUCUGACCGGAGAGAAGCAGCAGACUUUGUCGUCGACCUUUGCAGAUAGUCUCUGCCCUUCGACCUCUCUUCUGUAUCUUGGGCGAACAGAAUACACCAUCACCAUGUACGACACCAAGACCCGAGAGCUCCGGUGGAAUGCCACCUACUUUGACUACGCGGCCGCCCUGCCCGAGGACGACGUAGACUACAAGAUGUCCCACUUUGUGUCCAAUGGCGACGGGCUGGUGGUGACUGUGGACAGCGAAUCAGGUGACGUCCUGUGGAUCCAGAACUAUGCGUCCCCCGUGGUGGCCUUUUAUGUCUGGCAGCGGGAGGGCCUGCGGAAGGUGGUGCACGUCAACGUGGCGGUGGAGACCCUGCGCUACCUGACCUUCAUGUCCGGGGAGGUGGGGCGCAUCACCAAGUGGAAGUACCCCUUCCCCAAGGAGACGGAGGCCAAGAGCAAGCUGACGCCCACCCUGUAUGUUGGGAAAUACUCAACUAGCCUCUACGCCUCCCCCUCGAUGGUCCACGAGGGUGUCGCUGUGGUGCCCCGAGGCAGCACCCUUCCUUUGCUGGAAGGUCCCCAGACAGAUGGUGUCACCAUUGGGGACAAAGGGGAGUGUGUGAUCACACCCAGCACGGACCUGAAGUUUAACCCUGGGCUCAAAGGAAAGAACAAGCUCAACUACCUGAGGAACUACUGGCUUCUGAUUGGGCACCACGAAACCCCGCUGUCUGCGUCUACCAAGAUGCUGGAGAGGUUCCCCAACAAUCUGCCCAGACACCGGGAAAAUGUCAUUCCUGCGGACUCAGAGAAAAAGAGCUUUGAGGAAGUCAUCCACCUGGUUGAUCAGAAUUCGGAGAAUGCGCCCACCACCAUCUCUCAGGAUGUGGAGGAAGAAGAGUUCGCUCACGCCCCCGCCAAGCCCGAGGCCCCCAUGGACUCCGUGCUCAAGGACAUAGCCACCAUCAUCCUGAGCACCUUCCUGCUCAUCGGCUGGGUGGCCUUCAUCAUCACCUACCCCCUGAGCAUGCAUCAACAGCAGCAGCUCCAGCACCGACAGUUCCAGAAGGAACUGGAGAGAAUCCAGCUCCUGCACCAGCAGCAGCUGCCCUUCCACGCACCUGGAGACGUGGCUCAGGACACCGAGCUCCUGGACUCGCCCGGCCUGUACUCGGAGAGCUCGGGCACCAGCAGCCCCAGCCUGUCCCCCAGAGCCUCCAACCACUCGCUCCACUCCAGCAGCUCUGCCUCCAAGGCCGGCGCCGGCCCCUUUCUGGACCAGGAUGACGAGGACGAGGAAACCAGCACGGUGAUGGUGGGAAAAAUCUCAUUCUACCCCAAGGAUGUUCUGGGCCACGGAGCCGAGGGCACCAUUGUGUACCGGGGCAUGUUCGACAACCGUGACGUGGCGGUCAAGAGGAUCCUCCCCGAGUGCUUCAGUUUCGCCGACCGGGAGGUCCAGCUGCUGCGGGAGUCCGACGAGCACCCGAAUGUGAUCCGUUACUUCUGCACGGAGAGGGACCGGCAGUUCCAGUACAUCGCCAUCGAGCUGUGCGCGGCCACGCUGCAGGAGUACGUGGAGCAGAAAGACUUUGCCCACCUCGGCCUGGAGCCCAUCACCUUGCUGCAGCAGACCACCUCGGGGCUGGCCCACCUGCACUCCCUCAACAUUGUCCACAGAGACCUGAAGCCCCACAACAUCCUCCUCUCCAUGCCCAAUGCACAUGGCAAGAUUAAGGCCAUGAUCUCCGACUUCGGCCUCUGCAAGAAGCUGGCAGUGGGCAGGCACAGCUUCAGCCGCCGUUCAGGGGUGCCUGGCACAGAAGGCUGGAUCGCUCCGGAGAUGCUGAGUGAGGACUGCAAGGAGAACCCCACCUACACAGUGGACAUCUUCUCUGCUGGCUGCGUCUUCUACUACGUGGUCUCUGAGGGCAGCCACCCGUUCGGCAAGUCCCUGCAGCGGCAGGCCAACAUCCUCCUGGGCGCCUACAGCCUCGACUGCUUACACCCCGAGAAGCACGAAGAUGUCAUUGCCCGGGAGUUAAUAGAGAAGAUGAUCGCGAUGGAUCCUCAGAAGCGCCCGUCAGCCAAACACGUGCUGAAACACCCGUUCUUCUGGAGCCUGGAGAAGCAGCUGCAGUUCUUCCAGGACGUGAGUGACCGAAUAGAAAAGGAGUCCCUGGACGGCCCGAUCGUGAAGCAGCUGGAGAGAGGCGGGAAGGCUGUGGUGAAGCUGGACUGGCGGGAGAACAUCACCGUCCCCCUGCAGACAGAUCUGCGUAAAUUCAGAAGCUACAAAGGCGGCUCCGUCAGAGACCUCCUCCGAGCCAUGAGAAAUAAGAAGCACCACUACCGGGAGCUCCCCGCGGAGGUGCGGGAGACGCUGGGCUCCCUGCCUGACGACUUCGUGCGCUACUUCACGUCGCGCUUCCCCCACCUCCUCUCCCACACCUACCGGGCCAUGGAGCUGUGCAGCCAAGAGAGGCUCUUCCAGCCCUACUACUUCCACCCACCCCCGGAGCCUCAGCCCCCCCGGACUCCAGACGCCCUCUGAGCCAGGGCGGCCGCUGCUCUGGUGGCCCCGCUGUGACUGAGGGCCUGACCCCACUUAGCAGGGAGACCAAGCUCCCAAGCCCAGUGCCUUGAGCUGCCCGCUCUGCAGCCAGCAGAGGAGGGUGCUGACCCCAGGGAGGGGGAGAGGCGGCCCCCCUGACCUGCAGGAAGCUGGGGAGACGGCGGCUGCGAAAGCUUUACCAUCAGGGCCCCUCCCCCUCCUCCUGGAUAAACUUGCUUCGGACUCUGUUUCUUUCUAAACUUCCUGUUUGAUGUCAGCCAAUGGGCCUUUAAGGAAGAGAGAGGAAGACACCCCGAGUUCUGCUGGGACCUGGAGCAUCUCUGCGGGGCCCCAAGUGCAGCCUCUGCUAGAACCGGGGCUCGAGAGGUGAGCGGUGCCGCAGAGGAGGAGGACGUUCAGGGGUGUCGUCCCGGGGACAGAUCACCGAUGGCCGACACAAGUGUGCGCAGACAGCUCCGGUCACUCUAACCAGUGUUUCCCCCGGGGACAGCGAGAGCCUUGAGCAUGGGGGACAGUGUUGGGACGGGUCAGCAUCGCACGCCGGGAAGUGAGGCCCUGUCUGCAGGUCUCAGGAGUGAAGAAGAUGCUCUGUUCUGAGGCAGCAGCAGCCCAAUGUACCAGGGGCCUGAUGGUGGCUUUUCGGUGGCUUUGUGCCUGGACCAUGUAGGGAUGUUUAAGGGCAUUUGGGGGCAAGACGUGAUCAUUCAUUCCCAGGCCAUUGAGGAACCCAGGCAGGGACGGGCCUUUGGGACCGGAGCGGUGCAUGGGCCUCAUGGGUCACCUGGCCACCCUGGGAGAGCCCUGGGCCAGAGGGCAGGCGAUGGUGUUUCCCUGUCCCUGGAACCGGCAGGAUAGGCCGAGGGGUUAGGCAAGGCCAGGGUCUCCACGUACUUCGUGGGCAGGAUUUUAUGUUUUUCUUGGCAGAUUUUAAUAACUUUAUAUUUUGAUCAUACUGUAGAAUGCUACAUUAGCACAGGUAAGCAGAACUGAACUUGAAGCUUACUCAUGAAGAAGAAAUGCAAUACAGCUACUCUGUGUGGUACCCAGAGCCCCCAUCCCGCCCCCCACCAGAAAGAGUGUUCGUAUUCAGGACAUUCUCUAAUGCUGAUGAAGAGUAAAGCGUCAUGGCGACGCUAGACACAUGUGUUAGACAACUUCAAAGUAAUAGUCCUUAAAUUAUGUCAGUCCCAUUUUCUCUCCUAAAUUUAAUGUAAUUGGUCAUUUUAGUUUUAGUCAGGAAUCCUAUCUUUUCUCCACCGAGAGCCUUAGAGGUUAUAUGCAGUCAGGGUACCACGUCAGGGAGCGUGUUCGGUGUGCUUCUCCAGGUGGGUGAGUGGUCGCCGUGGUUCGGUCCAGGGAAGCUCAGUGUUGCUGUCAAGUUUCUGUGGCCGACGGGAGUCACUGUUUCUCCUCGUGAGGUGUCUGGGGGUGGGGUGUGUGUG
Messenger RNA from Artibeus jamaicensis (Jamaican fruit-eating bat), 4588 nucleotides. RefSeq names its product endoplasmic reticulum to nucleus signaling 1 (gene ERN1). Gene Ontology annotation, cellular component: IRE1-TRAF2-ASK1 complex. The coding region runs from base 195 to 3125 and encodes 976 amino acids. Gene Ontology annotation, molecular function: ATP binding; protein serine/threonine kinase activity; RNA endonuclease activity. NCBI's taxonomy places the organism in Eukaryota, Metazoa, Chordata, Mammalia, Chiroptera, Phyllostomidae. The record is from RefSeq and is a predicted model, not a curated record. Gene Ontology annotation, biological process: IRE1-mediated unfolded protein response; protein phosphorylation; intrinsic apoptotic signaling pathway in response to endoplasmic reticulum stress. The transcript is spliced from 22 exons.